UCACGUAAUUAAAGAACUUUUUUUUAUUUCAGCAAGACAAAUUGUCUUCUGGCAUAGAGAAAAGGCAACGUAAACUAAAAAGGCAUCUGUCUGAUUAUUGCCGAGUAAAUUAUCAUAAACAAGGACUACCGGGCCUGUACCGUUUCCAAGUAAUCGAAUCUCCUCAAAUCGUUUUUUGCAUGGUCCCUAAAGUGGCUAGUCGUCAAUGGAGGAACAUAUUUAAACAACUGCGACUGCGCAAAGAGCAAAUGCGAGCCAACCUGGAUCAAUACAACGCAACAGACAUCUGCAAUUACCUGACGAAAUCAUACAAGUUUAUGUUCGUGCGCGAACCUUUUGGGCGUUUGUUGUCAGCUUACAAGGAUAAGUUCGUUUACACAAGGCCAGUUGAUCGACAUCUGCUCGAAAUUUACGGCAGAAAGAUUAUACGGGAUUUUCGUCCAAACGCCACCCAACAGGCAUUGCGAACUGGCCAUGACGUCACUUUCCCAGAAUUCAUAGAGUAUAUUCUGAAAGAAGGUAUUCAUGAGGGUCUAAACUGGCAUUGGAAUACGUAUGACGAUCAGUGCAGGCCUUGUAGUGUGAAAUACAACUUUAUAGGACGCUUUGAAUAUCUUCCCCACAACGCGAAUUAUGUAUUGAAGAAGGCUGGAGUAUAUAACUUGCUAAAGUUUCCGAGUGAGAAUAAUUAUUCCAGGAGGCGUGAUGAGUUGCUAAAGUAUUAUUCCCAGAUCCCUCUGGGGUGGAUUGUUCAGCUGCGGAGAGUUUACCACAGCAAUUUCGAGAUGUUUGGUUAUCCGUUUCCAGGCCCCCUCCAGGCCUUGUUUAAGAACGUCACUGGUCAGAUUGGUAGAACCGACCAAGCUGAAGUGUCUGAUCAGGUUGGUAUAACUGGUCAAACCGGUAUAACUCCUUAGAGUGGACAGGGUAGACAGUUUAGUAUAACUUGUCUGACAGGACAGACUGGUUUGCUUUGUUUAAUUGAUCAGACUGGUAAACCGUUAGGAAGAGGAAUUGCCCUCUGAAGUUGUUGUAUUCUUGGGUUUCACCCACGUGACCAAUAGCUUAGCAACGGUUACUAUCCGCCAUCUUGGUGUCCCUCAAGCGUAAACAAACCGUAUCCAAAGGAGAGUUCAUGUGAGAAGGAAGAGAUGGUUUUAUGCUUUUUUUUUUUGGCUGUUCGAGCAAAAGUGGACAUCAUAAAGGCUUAGGGUUUUUUGGUAUAUCUAAGAUUAUUACAAAUCAAGGGGAAGAACAGGAGGAACUCACUACUAGGAGGAGAAAUUAGUGGAUUUCUGGGGUGAGUCGCGGCGACGCUACAAACAAGAGAGUGUUAGAGAGUGAACGAGUUUGUAGCAAACGCUUCGCUCAGAAACUACCGGAACAGAGCGGCUUUGGUCGAAAGACUGGUGAAUAAUUAGCUUUAAACAGAAACAUAGAACUAAAUCAGCAUUAUAUUUGAUACAUAUUAUGCCGAAAUAAAGGGUGAAUAAUUAGCUUUUAAAAUACUGAACAGAAACGGAAAGUCGAAAGACUGGUCGGCAAAAGGAUCAAUUAAAAUUAAAGCUACUGCUUUAAUUUUAGUUUGGCAUAAAGCUGAACCAUUUCCUCUUUCGAAGGCACCGAUGCGCGCUGCAUACGUUGAGGCGCUGGCUGAUGCAGUCCCAGAACUAGAAGCUGCGGCAUGGUUCGACGCUUGCGGCUGUUGUAGAUCCUCAAUUUUCUGGUUGAGCUUUUCUUUGAGCUUGUUAGCCGAUGAAAAAUCGAUGUUCUGGGCCCUCGCAUCCGGCACUUCAUUGACAUAUGUCGACAAAAUCCACGAGUAUUUUACCUGUGUGCAAGCGAGCUUGCCAUGAAUUCGCAUUUCGUUAAAAAUUUUUGGCUUAUUAU
This is a messenger RNA of Orbicella faveolata, 1890 nucleotides long. Its product is annotated as carbohydrate sulfotransferase 11-like. Gene Ontology annotation, biological process: carbohydrate biosynthetic process. Gene Ontology annotation, cellular component: membrane. Lineage: Eukaryota; Metazoa; Cnidaria; Anthozoa; Scleractinia; Merulinidae. Gene Ontology annotation, molecular function: sulfotransferase activity. The record is from RefSeq and is a predicted model, not a curated record.